Messenger RNA from Tarenaya hassleriana, 1120 nucleotides. Its product is annotated as putative transcription factor bHLH041. Gene Ontology annotation, molecular function: protein dimerization activity. NCBI's taxonomy places the organism in Eukaryota, Viridiplantae, Streptophyta, Magnoliopsida, Brassicales, Cleomaceae. The coding region runs from base 175 to 1005 and encodes 276 amino acids. The record is from RefSeq and is a predicted model, not a curated record. The transcript has 3 exons.
CCUUGGAACACUUUCGAAAGACAGUCUCCGAUCCAUUCAGAGUCUCUACGGCCUCCUCCCUCAGAUCACUCGAUCGUCCCAGUACAUCGGGAUUUUCCGCUCUUAUUCCCCGUUACCGUUAACCCUUCUACCGGCGUUUUGACGGAAACCGUUAAGCCUCCGUUCACAACGAGGAUGAUCCACGAGGGGCAACAGUCAUCGCUUCUCGCGAUACGCCAAAGGGAAGAGGAGGCGAUGACGCGUGCCAUUCUCGCGGUGUUAACGGCGCCGUCAAAUGUUCUGUCGACGUCAACGUCUUCUUCUCCGAAGAAGGUUAUCCCGAGGGCAAGUGCGUUCAAGAGGUACUCCACCGGCGUUAGCGUUAGCGGUGCGUCGAGAUUGAGGAAGCAGAUUAAUAUGACGAAAAGGGCGAUCGCGUUUUAUCGUGGGCUUGACGUUAUAAGGCGAGAGCGUUUGGAUAUGGGGGGCAGUCCAACCGCGACACAGUUGCAUCACAUGAUAACGGAGAGGAAACGCCGUGAGAAACUCAACGAGAGCUUCCAAGCCUUGAGACUUCUCCUUCCUCCGACUACUAAGAAAGACAAAGCCUCACUGCUAGAAGGCGCGAGAGAACAAAUAACUCGUCUUCAAUCAGAGGUUUCGAGGCUUAAGGAGAGAAAUCGAGAGCUUGGGGCGGAAUUCGUGGGAGAAAGAGAGAUGGAAAGUCUCGGAAAAGGUCAGAGAUUGACCGUUGGGAUCAAAAGAAGAGAGAAGACUGCGGGAUUAAGAGUGGUUGUGAGAGGAGAAAAUGUUAGCGUUGAUGAUUUGAUCAUAAGAUUGAUAGAGUUCUUGAAGCGUGUAAGCAAUGUGAGCUUAGUUUCCAUUGAAGCUCGAACUCUAACUCAAGAAGGUGGCGAUUCAUCUCCUCUUCUGCUUCUGAGCUUAGGGCUCAUGAUUGAGGGAGAAUGGGACGAAUCGGCCUUACAGGAAGCCGUCAGAAGAGUGAUUGCUGACGUGGCUGACUGACAAGUUUGAUUAUUUCCUAACCAAAUAACAUAAAGUUUAAUGUUAGUUUUUUGUUACCUUCCACGGUUAAUAUAAUGCGCGUUGCGCGGUCGGUAAAUAUUAAUUUUAAAAUAAA